AUGUCAUCACCACGGGACAAAAAAGAGUCUGUAGCAGAAGCCGAAAAUGGGCACCAGGUUUUAUCCGAUGAUAUUUUCUUGUUUUGGGCAUCGGGAAGUUUGCCUUGUUGGCGUGUUCAAAUUGUUCUUGAAGAAAAAAAUCUCAAUGGUUAUAAAAAUAAAUUAGUUUCAUUAGAUCGAAAUGAGCAUAAAUCUGGAGCAGUUUUAAAACAAAAUCCUCGUGGACAAGUGCCAUCGUUGAAUUUUCGAAGCGUGGUAUUAAAUGAAUCAAUGGCAACAUGCAUAUUCUUAGACAGCUCAAAGAAACACGAAGGAACACGACUAAUUCCUGAAGAACACAGACUACAAGCAAGAGUAUUACAACUUACAUUUGAUGUAAGUAAGAGCACAAACGUAAAGUGCCGGAAAUGUAAAAGUCGAGCGGUUUUGUUUCUCGUUGAAUCAUACAUGGUUUGAUAGAGCUCGUCGAGUAAGAAGUAGAUUCAAGAAUAUCUUCUUCUUAAUUUUUUUAAGACCGUGUUUUAAGUAAGAAAUUUUUAAAAUACAAGUUACCGAUCAAAAAGUGAAAAUAUGACCAAGUUCGAAAAAAUUCAAGAUUUUGCCUGUUUACACUGAUUGAAAUUUUCUGAAACCAUUCUAUUUGGAUUCAGCAUCAAAAACUGAGUACAUCUACGUAAAGACGAGAGAAUUUCAUCACAACCCUCGUCCUCAGUAAGCUCGACUAGGAUCGGUAAGGGGCAAAGUGACACCCUGUUCUCGCAAACCUAUGUAGUCUAUUGCCUGAAGAGCUUUCCCCGAUAUUCAUAUAUCAUUCGAAUCAUCCAUAGAUAGCGAAUAAUCGUUGGUAUCGGUUAUGAAAAAGUUUAUUUCCUCGCCGAGAAAAGUCGACUUUACUAGGAAAAAUCGAAAUUCUGCACCUAAUUCGCAAUUUUCUCUGUCAGAACUCAGCUUUUACGUAAUGAAAAUAUUAUAUUCGGAAUCAACAGCAAAAAUCGAGUUGAAUAAUACAUAUUUCAAAAUUUUUCGUUGAUUUUCAUUUUUUGACGAAAAUCUCAGUAAUUAUUC
Messenger RNA from Didymodactylos carnosus, 1065 nucleotides. The record is from the annotation of a GenBank genome assembly. NCBI's taxonomy places the organism in Eukaryota, Metazoa, Rotifera, Eurotatoria, Philodinida, Philodinidae.